UAUUAUUUAACUUUUAUGUUUUUCUAAAUCUUUACAUAACAUAAACUUUUGACCUUAUAAUUAUCUUUAAAAAAGUAAAUGUGGUAUUCAGUUAUAACUAUUUCAUUUUAAACAAAUUAAAGUAUGGUAAUAUAUGUAUUCGAACCUCGACUUUAUGUUAAUAAAAUAGCAUACAAUGCAAUAGUUAACAAUAAAAUUGUCAACUCAUGAAGGUAUUCAAGCAUUAACGAUAUCAUAUCAUAACUAAAAUCAAAAAUGGCACAAUCCAGCAAGUCGCAAGAAAUUGAAAUUGCAACACCAUGGGGACAAAUAUCAGCAAAAACUUGGGGUCAUUCCAUAAACCAAGUUGUCUUACUUCUUCAUGGAUUGGAAGAUAAUGCAAAUACAUUCGAUGGAUUAAUUCCUUUAUUACCUCAAGAUUAUUAUUAUGUUAGCAUUGAUUUACCAGGACAUGGAAAAUCAGAUGUUUUACCCUCCUUAGGACUACCACUACAAGGUAUGGACUAUGUCUAUGUAAUCAAGAUGUUAUUUGACCAUUUCGCAAGAGAAAAGUACAUCAUAAUUGGACAUAGUUUUGGAGCAAUUUUAGGAAUGCAAAUUGGCUUUGUUUACCCAGAAAAAUUAGAAAAAUUGUUUAUCUUGGACACAUUAUGGUUCCAAAUAAUAAAACCGAGCGAGUUUGGAAAUUGGACUAGAAAUAAAUUUCAAGAAUUCGCUAAAAUUCAAAAUCAAAUUACUCGAAAUACAACCGUUUAUUUUACUUAUAAACAAGCUGAGGAUGUGAUGACCACUUGGAGAUAUUCAAAUUGUGAAUUAACCCCAAAAGCGACUGAAACAUUGUUGGAGAGGUCUAUUAAACAAGUUGGAAAUGACAAAUAUAGAUUUACAAGAGAUCCCAAGUUAAAAAGUUACCUUUGUUAUCCUUUGGAUGAACAAUACGCUUGUGAAAUGAUUAAAUCACAUAAUAUAACUUUUAAAAUUGUUGUUAUAGUAACUGAAAAAGCCGAGAUAUUUUAUAACGAAAAAUAUCCUAAUUUAGUGGAGGAAUACAAAAAAGUUGCAGAUUGGUUUGUUGUUAAAGGAAAUCAUCAUGUACACUUAAAUGAACCAAGUGUCGUUUCAAAUAUUAUUAAUCAAUUUUUAGAUGAAGCUUAUCCAAUUUAAUUAAAUAAAGAAUUUUAUUACACA
Molecule: messenger RNA, 1188 nt
Organism: Onthophagus taurus
Lineage: Eukaryota; Metazoa; Arthropoda; Insecta; Coleoptera; Scarabaeidae
Product: serine hydrolase-like protein
Cellular component (GO): membrane
Source: RefSeq, a predicted model, not a curated record